Messenger RNA from Aaosphaeria arxii CBS 175.79, 844 nucleotides. RefSeq names its product putative ethanolamine utilization protein. The transcript is spliced from 3 exons. The record is from RefSeq and is a predicted model, not a curated record. The coding region runs from base 405 to 767 and encodes 120 amino acids. Lineage: Eukaryota; Fungi; Ascomycota; Dothideomycetes; Pleosporales.
UCUUGCCCCGCAACCCCGAGCAUAAUCCCCCACCUGUAUCUAUCCUCAUCAUAUUGUUAUCCGCUGUUAAGGGGGAGCAGGCUGAGAAUGAUGGACGCCAGCCGCUCCGGAAAGAACCCUGACUACGGAAAGCUGCCGCCCCUAAUGUGCUUCUUGCUGCUCUUCUACCACAUUGAGGAAAAUCUUCCCGGUCUCCAUAGAUGCCCGUGAUUACAAUGGAUUGGGAUGUAGGUAGGGCCAGCCUUGUGCUGCCAUUGAAAAGGCUUACGAUUCCCAAAUAUUAGAAUGUUCAAUCCAUUCACUCCUGAUCCUCUCCAUCAUCUCAUCGGCCUCCAAGUACAACUUUCAACGCUUCAACCCUUACUCCUCACGCCUUCCAAAAGCCCUCAACAGCACCUACAACAAUGGCACCAAUUGGUAUGGAGUACUACGCCAAGGCACAAUCCUCCUUCAAGCCCCCGCUUGUUGCCAAUGAGAACGCCUAUCUCGGAGAUGUAUAUUCCAGUGACAAAAUCGACUCGGAAAGUCCUAUCUCCGCUGGAUUUUACAGGUUAGAGAAGGGAACUCCUCUCGUCUACACCUACUCCUACCACGAGAUGAAGAUUAUCGUCGAGGGUUCUUUCGACAUCGAGGAUGAGACGGGGAAGAAGGUGCACGCCGUGCCUGGAGACGUGUUCUUCUUUCCCAAGGGAGCUAAGAUCACCUUCUCAACGGACGACUAUGGUCUUGCUUUCUUUACCGGUCAGAGGAAAGAGGGAGUUUUGUGAUUGCCUGUCAAGAAGACUAUGGGAGUGUUGAGAAGUUGAUGAUAAUACACAAUUGAAUGACUGUUUUCAGUAACGUC